Colletotrichum siamense is the source of this 1392-nucleotide messenger RNA. RefSeq lists its product as uncharacterized. The transcript is spliced from 4 exons. The coding region runs from base 1 to 1392 and encodes 463 amino acids. Lineage: Eukaryota; Fungi; Ascomycota; Sordariomycetes; Glomerellales; Glomerellaceae. The record is from RefSeq and is a predicted model, not a curated record.
AUGCCGCUAUACAUGUCGUCCAAGUCCCAUGAGCUGUUCCGAUACUUCCUGGACGUCAACUCCCCGAAGGAUGGAGAUACCCUCAGGCACAAACAGACCGUCGGCAAGGUGGCCAACAAUCCAGAUUCUUUUCAUGGUAUUUUGUUACUAGCCGGUCUGCAUUACUACUGGAACAACGGCAACCUUGGGGAAUUUGCUUCGACAUACUACAUGCACAAGAUCAAUUGGAUUCGUUCCAUCAACUCAUAUCUUGGAGGGGCUGACCACAAUGACCCCAGUAAGUUCAGGACUUACCUGAACAUUGUGGGCACAAUCGCCCUUAUAGAGAUGAGCAUGGGCGAUCACGACGCAGCACGAGCCCACCUGAUUGGCCUAUCCAUGCUCAAAGACAAGUUCCAAUUCCUCCAACAGAAAAGCUUGACCGGUUCGAAUAUGGCCGAUACGCCGUCUACAUUUGCAAUUUCCACAGAUGACACUGUUCAACUCUAUCUGGCCCUUGUCACAUGCGACGUGAUUAUGGGGACUUCGAGUUCGCUCCAGCCUCCUUUUCCACAAGAAGUGACUAAGCGACGACAGCCCAAAGCUCCUACAGGAGAGGAGCAUAAAUUGCCCGACGGUCGACUACCCCUGUGGCUCGUCACUUAUUUUCUCAUGGCAAGCUAUGAUAUAUCCGGCGAAAACUUUGAUCUGACUGAUCUGUUGGAUUAUCUGCGCUUGGUUACCACCGCACAUGGUGGUUGCUAUACCUCGCCGUCCUUGCCUGUUAUGCCCACCCCUGAAAGCCAGACGGACACCCAGACACCCCAAACUCCCUCGCCUUUUCACACCAAAAUCCCUUGGGGUAGCACUGUCGCUGCCGGAGGUGCCUACAUACACUGCAUAAUCGGUCUACCAUGGACAUACGGACCCAGCACCGGGGGCGGUCCCUUAUGCUACAUGAUCCCCGCUAUCCAGCAGGAUGUUGCUGCAAGCGAAACCGCUAUGGCAGGGUCACGGAUCAACAUCAACGGCUGCACAGAGGGGACUCGGCUCGGCCAGGCCCUGUGGCUAUGGAAGGUCGUGGUCGGCGCUUGCACCAUUGCGAGCGCUCAAAAGGCGGGCCUCCCGGCUCCGGAACCUGGGGGUCCGGGCAGCGAGCCAUAUCACCAGGACGUUAUUCCCAGAGCGUAUCGUGACGACAGCCCGCUCUGUGACGAUGACGACGAGCUGUAUGCCAUGCUAGCGGAAUGGUGGGCCAGAAGGCUGAGGCGAUGGAGUAGGGCCACAGGGGUUAUUGAGUGGAACGCCGCGAGAAAAGUGUUGGCGCUGGUGGCAUGGCCGGAAAAGGGUCCGGGUGAGAGGCUGGCUCAGAGGAUAUGGGAGCAUGCAGUCAACAAGCGGGUGACAUUUUAA